AGAGCUCAUACAUUUCCGAGUGUGCCGAGUGCAUGCAUCCCGCCAGGUGCGCUACGUAAAAGAGCAAUUGUGAGCCGAAUUCUGCACACCAAAUCGCAACGUAUGUACCAUGCCCCACAAAGCUCCCUUUGAAAUCUAUCCUGGCUAUUUUAACCUCAACGUAUCCGGCGUCGCAGGGUUCUUCGGGGGUGAAGAAGCCAUCUCCGCGAUGCAGACCAUUCAUCUCUACAAGCAUAGAAAAUGGCUGGGAUGGUACAACUCCCCCGGCAGCUGGAAUGUCGGAAAGAAGUUCGGAUUACUCGCAAAUUCCCGUUUGUGGGACGGGCUCUUCCCUGGGCCCAAUGAAGACCCCGCAAAAUUCUUUGAGCUUGACGGAAAGCAGGGCCCAAAAUAUGUCGCCUCUAGAUCUGGAUCCAUCCUAGAGCGCACCGGCCAUCUUGCAUACUUGAUAAUGCAGACAUCCAAGGAGGAGCUAGGAGUGCAGGUGCAAGGAAGGGUCACGAAACCAAAUAAAGUGACCAUUAUCAAGACACAGCCCAUUUUUAAAGAGUCAACAGAAAAAGAAAAAUCGCCAGUUCGCGCGAUCCCACCUCAUAGUGGGCAUCACACGGACGUCGCGAUUCUACCGAUAGCCGUCAGCUUCACCACAUGUGCGCUUUGCGGGUGGACAUACGACUGGUUCUGUUGUUCGAUGAUCCUCCUGGGCAUCGUCUCAAACGGCAUGUCCUCCUUGGUCAUAGGGUCCGCACAUUUAAAGCUGCAAGGCGUGAAGUCAGCACCUACGGCUCCACCCGGGGACGGGAUGUUGAUGGACGGUGAUGAUAUCGUCCUCCUCACCGGAAAAGAGGAGAACAUUGCCACCAUCACGAGGGGCAAAUUCAUGCUCGAUUAUGAGCCCUGGGUGAGGAAGAGAAGCAGGAAGGAAAAGAGGAAACGUUCCGUUCCUGGAGACGGUAUGGGAUCGACCAACUCGAAUCGAACAAGCGAUGCGGAAGCAGGUCUUCAAGACAGUUCUUUAGACCGUGGUCUAAAGGAGGGUACCGUUCCAGUGAGAGACGAGUAUGCUGCUAUUGGAUUAUGUUCGCUUCUGCUUGUCAUACAACUCCUCGGCCAACUGCUCUUGAUCCCCCAAGGCACAUUCUUUGGCCAGAUCAUGUUCCUGGCCUCCUUCGCAGCUUCAUGGGCGUACAACUUGUACUUGUCCUCGAUCGACAAGGAGUAUAUCCAAGAACGGCUACUCCUAAAUGCACUCAAUCUGGAUGACCAGCAUAUGCGGACGUACAUCCUUGGCACGAGAACAACCGCCGCAGUAUUCGCAUGCCUGAUGCUCCAGCCUCCUGAUAUCAGUGCAGACAAAUGGGAGGAACAGGGUUUCAAACCAGAAAGUAUCAUCCGUAACUUCAUUCCGAAUGAUACGCCAGUGUGGGUUAUAUGGAGAAAAAAGGUAUUGGAUGUAAUGGGAGCGCGCAUUCGCAGCCAAGAACCUUGCCACAGUUGGCUCCAGAUGAGCAACGAGGACAUUGAGGGGUUCAAGAAGAAUGACAAAGACCUUCUCGGACAGCUCUUAGAAGAUGCUCGCAUUGCAUAUGAUCUGGCCACGAACGAGCAGUGGUUGGUCGGCGAGGAGAAAUAGAAUAAUGGUCCGACAUACCGUGUUACUUGUACCUAAAGAUAUUGACUU
Suillus clintonianus is the source of this 1681-nucleotide messenger RNA. RefSeq lists its product as uncharacterized. The transcript has a single exon. NCBI's taxonomy places the organism in Eukaryota, Fungi, Basidiomycota, Agaricomycetes, Boletales, Suillaceae. The record is from RefSeq and is a predicted model, not a curated record. The coding region runs from base 110 to 1633 and encodes 507 amino acids.